Messenger RNA from Fukomys damarensis (Damara mole-rat), 1864 nucleotides. It is a transcript of the gene Cds1, whose product is annotated as CDP-diacylglycerol synthase 1. Lineage: Eukaryota; Metazoa; Chordata; Mammalia; Rodentia; Bathyergidae. The record is from RefSeq and is a predicted model, not a curated record. The coding region runs from base 1 to 1314 and encodes 437 amino acids. The transcript is spliced from 13 exons. Gene Ontology annotation, molecular function: phosphatidate cytidylyltransferase activity. Gene Ontology annotation, cellular component: endoplasmic reticulum membrane.
AUGAAAUUUGCCAAAGCUUUGGAGCUAGUAAGCGUGGAGUUUGGGGAAACAGAUGUCGAUGACAGAUAUGGAGAUUUGGAUUCCAGAGCAGAUUCUGAUGUUCCUGAGAUCCCGCCGAGCUCCGACAGGACCCCCGCGAUCCUGCAGAAAGCACUCUCUGGCUUAUCCUCAAGGUGGAAAAACUGGUGGAUCCGUGGGAUCCUCACUCUGACGAUGAUUUCGCUGUUCUUCCUGAUCAUCUACAUGGGGUCCUUCAUGCUGAUGCUGCUGGUUCUGGGCAUCCAAGUGAAAUGCUUCCAUGAAAUUAUCACGAUAGGUUACAGAGUCUACCAUUCUUAUGAUCUUCCAUGGUUCAGAACACUCAGUUGGUACUUUCUGCUGUGUGUGAACUACUUUUUCUAUGGAGAGACUGUUGCUGAUUAUUUUGCUACAUUUGUUCAAAGAGAAGAACAACUUCAGUUCCUCAUUCGCUAUCAUAGAUUCAUAUCAUUUGCACUCUAUCUAGCAGGUUUCUGCAUGUUUGUACUGAGCUUGGUGAAGAAACAUUACCGUCUGCAGUUUUAUAUGUUCGCAUGGACUCAUGUCACUUUACUGAUAACCGUCACCCAGUCGCAUCUGGUCAUCCAAAAUCUGUUUGAAGGCAUGAUCUGGUUCCUUGUUCCAAUAUCAAGUGUUAUUUGCAAUGACAUUACUGCUUACCUUUUUGGAUUUUUUUUUGGAAGAACGCCAUUAAUUAAGUUGUCUCCUAAAAAGACUUGGGAAGGAUUCAUUGGCGGUUUCUUUUCUACAGUCGUGUUUGGAUUCAUUGCCGCCUACGUGCUUUCCAAGUAUCAGUACUUCGUCUGCCCCGUCGAGUACCGCAGCGAUGUCAACUCCUUUGUCACCGAGUGUGAGCCUGCUGACCUGUUCCAGCUGCACAGCUACGUGCUGCCCUCCUUCCUGAAGGCGGUGUUGAGGCGGGAGACAGUGAGUUUGUAUCCUUUCCAGAUACACAGCAUUGCUCUUUCAACUUUCGCUUCUUUGAUUGGCCCAUUUGGAGGCUUCUUUGCCAGUGGUUUCAAAAGAGCUUUCAAAAUCAAGGAUUUUGCAAACACCAUCCCUGGGCACGGCGGAAUCAUGGACAGAUUUGACUGUCAGUAUUUGAUGGCAACUUUUGUGCACGUAUACAUCACCAGUUUCAUAAGGGGCCCGAAUCCCAGCAAGGUACUGCAGCAGCUGCUGGUGCUCCAGCCAGACCAGCAGCUGAACAUCUACAGAACCCUGAAGACGCACCUCAUUGAGAAGGGCAUCCUCCAGCCCGCCUUGAAGGUGUGACUGGCCCGAGGGAGGACUUGGGACAAGGAGAAGCCUGGCAGACAAAAUCUUGUCCCUGUACAGAAAAAUGGUUGAAAAUGCAAUAGAUUGAACUUUCACAGGCACAAAUGUUUCUCCUCUGAAAUUACUGUGAAUAUUUAACAAACACUUGAUCUGAGUCAUGAAAUAAGUAGCAAAUCGCCACCAAAAUAUCCUGUCCUUUUUCUGUGAUGUGUUUCCUGACAUUAACUUCCUUCACCCUACUUGCUGGGUUUCAUAAUUUUAAAGAGUCAAAUGCUAUAAAAUGAGUAACUCCAGGGUGUCUUCAGAUAAUACCUGGCAGUGGGAUCUUUUGCACAAAUAUUUACUUUUGCCCUUCAAGCUGCUCUUUCAUUUUUGCAGGACAUUUUAUGUAAGGCACAAUAGGAAGCCAGUUCUCUUGGACUUCCUCCUCUUCUAUCAGAAGAAUGUUCCGAAGCUUAGUAGGGUGGGGGAAAGAUUGUUCCCCCAACCCCUUCCUUCUCUUUUUCCUUUCCUUCUCUUCCGUUCCCUUUUUUCCUUUUCUCCUUUC